This is a messenger RNA of Lagopus leucura (white-tailed ptarmigan), 1355 nucleotides long. It is a transcript of the gene RDH14, whose product is annotated as retinol dehydrogenase 14. NCBI's taxonomy places the organism in Eukaryota, Metazoa, Chordata, Aves, Galliformes, Phasianidae. The record is from RefSeq and is a predicted model, not a curated record. The transcript is spliced from 2 exons. Bases 1 to 1074 code for a protein of 357 amino acids.
AUGCGGCGCGGCGCGGCGGGCGCAGCCUCACUGAGCCCCGGGGCUCGGCCGUGCGCCCGCGCCGGGCGGAGCGCCGCUCGGUCCGCUGCCAUGGCCCCGGCGGCGCUGACGGCGGCGCUGCUGGGCGGUGGGCUGCUCUUCGCCGCCUGGCGUUGGUUGCGGGCCGCGGCCCGCCCCGGAGUCAGAGCCGGGGCCUCCAUGCGGGGCAAGACGGUGAUCAUCACCGGGGCCAACAGCGGGCUGGGCCGGGCGGCGGCCACCGAGCUGCUGCGGAUGAAGGCCCGCGUCAUCAUGGGGUGCCGCGACCGCGCCCGGGCCGAGCGGGCGGCCCGCGAGAUCCGAGCCGAGCUGGGCGAGCGGGAGGCGGCCGAGGGAGGCGGCGGCGAGCUGGUGGUCCGCGAGCUGGACCUGGCCUCGCUGCGCUCCGUGCGCGCCUUCUGCCACCGCGUCCUCCAGGAAGAGCCAAGGCUGGAUGUUCUGAUAAAUAAUGCAGGGAUAUUCCAGUGCCCAUACAUGAAGACAGAGGAUGGCUUUGAGAUGCAAUUUGGUGUAAACCACUUGGGUCACUUCUUGCUCACCAACCUUCUUCUGGGCCUCCUCAAAAAUUCUGCUCCGAGCAGGAUUGUGGUAGUAUCCUCAAAGCUUUACAAGUACGGAGAAAUCAACUUUGAAGACUUGAACAGUGAAAUAAGUUACAAUAAAAGCUUUUGUUACAGCCGGAGUAAACUGGCUAACAUACUGUUUGCAAGGGAGCUAGCCCGUCGUUUGGAAGGGACAGGAGUCACUGUCAAUUCACUUCAUCCGGGUAUUGUCAGAACAAAUUUAGGGAGACAUGUGAAUAUUCCGUUACUGGCAAAGCCCCUAUUCAAUUUGGUGUCAUGGGCUUUCUUCAAAACACCUCUGGAAGGAGCCCAGACUUCUAUUUAUUUGGCCUCUUCUCCUGAUGUUGAAGGUGUGUCUGGGAAAUAUUUUGGGGACUGCAAAGAGGAGGAACUUCUGCCCAAAGCCAUGGAUGACCUGGUUGCAAGAAAAUUGUGGGAUAUAAGUGAAGUGAUGGUUGGAUUAUUGAAAUAAGUGCCAGGGAUUAUAUGAUAAGGAAAAUGCAGAUAACUAUGCAAUACAUAUUUGGAACUGUAAUUCUCACCUUAAAUACUGUGAGAACACAGAUCUGUAUUUAAAAACAUUUGAUAGAAGAGUGAUUUAUGCUGGAAUUCUGUUUUAAAAUAAUGAUAAUCUUUGUGUAAUAAGCACAAGCAUUCAAGAAGAACCUGGAAUAGAGAAUGUAACUUCUGAAUAAAUGUUCAGAAAGUCAUGGUCUAAAAUAAAAAUUAAACAAAACUUUGUUUUGCGGUAAA